GUGGUCAUAUUUUACUCUUCAUUAGUUUAUUUUAAAAAAUAUAUCAAUUUUUUGUGAUACAAUUUCGUUUAUAAAUUCAAUUUGAAAAUAACUGCAGUACAGAUGGGAGAAAAAGCCGAGAUUAGUAAGACUAAGAACCAGGAAACAAAACAUAAGAUUAUAACGGACAUAGCCUUCCAGGAAGUCUUAGUUGAGAAACACUGCGUAUCAGAGGAAGAUUUUUGCUUCACCACAUUAAGCUUAUUACAUUUAUUCGUAUCACCGAUGUUGAGUAUUUGUAGAUAAUGUCUUUACAACUAUGCCAAAUAUUACUAACUAAAUCAUUGAUGACAUGCAAGUCCAGCGUUAUCUUGCCAUGUUCAGUGCUGUUCUUCUCUGGCUUGGUCUUCUUACGUUGAUUACAUGUAACACUGCGAAUAGGCAGUUCUUACAUGAAAAUGAUGAGUUUGUUGCCACCAAAAAUGUUGACAGUGAUACACUUUACUUUGAAAGCGCGAGAAAAGACAAAGGAUUAAAAGAGGCUGCUAAUAAUAAUUGCACAAUCUCUAUUGUGGAAUCAAUACCUCAGAACCUGACAUAUAAACCAGAUGAAUAUAUCCACCCCUCAACAUACUCUGGUCUGAAGGCCUUACUUGAAUUAGCAAAAGAGUCAGUUCAUAUUGCCUCUUAUUACUGGACUUUGAGAGGAAAGGAUGUCGAUUUCUAUGAUGAGACAGCUGAUGAAGGAGAAGAUAUUUUCAAUACUCUUAUGGAUCUAGGGAUGUCAAAAAAGAUUUCCAUAAAAAUUGUUCAGAAUGAAGAAAACAACGACACAGCCCUUUUAGCUGAGAAAGCCUUUGCAGAGGUACAGACAUUAAAUGUGACACGGUUGUUAAAUUCUGGAAUACUGCACACAAAGUUCUGGGUGAUCGAUGGUCAGCAUUUCUACAUAGGUAGCGCAAACCUUGACUGGCGGUCUCUCACACAGGUGAAGGAGUUAGGAGUUCUUGUAUGGAACUGUUCAUGCCUUGCGAAAGAUGUGGAAAAGCUGUUUGACGUCUACUGGUACCUUUCAAAGCCAGACUCUUCUAUUCCUCCUGUAUGGCCACCUAAUUACGCUACUUCCAUCAACAUGUCUAAUCCUGCUGUUGUUUCCCUUAAUAAUACAAAAGCAAGGAUAUACAUAUCGAGCUCUCCACCUCAGUUUUGUGCCCCAGGAAGAACAAAAGAUCUUGAAGCAAUUACCCAUGUCAUUGAACAAGCUGAGCUCUUCAUAAAUAUUGCUGUUAUGGACUACUUACCUGUUAGACUUUAUUCUGAUCCAGGAUAUUGGUCUACAAUUGAUGAUGCCCUACGACAGGCUGCCUCCAGUUCCCGUUUUAACAUCACUGUGAGACUUCUUGCAAGCAAGUGGAACCAUACUAUGCAUGACAUGUAUGCCUACCUCUGUUCUUUAGCAGUUUUACGAAGUGCACUUCGUAUUUCAGUGAAACUGUUCGAAGUUCCCGUGUACUCAGAAGAUCAAGAGAAAAUACCCUAUUCUCGUGUGAAUCACAACAAGUACAUGGUCACAGACAAGCAUGCUUAUAUAGGAACAUCCAACUGGGUAGGAGAUUACUUCAUCACUACAGCAGGUGUAGCCGUUGUGGUAGACCAGCCACAAUAUAACACCACACGGGGAAACUUGAGGAAACAGCUUGAGGAUGUCUUCAUGAGAGACUGGCAUUCCCCUUACAGCCAUUUUGUGAACUGCUCCCAUUGUCCUCACCUAGAGCAAGAUGGCCAUGCUGAGCUGUAGCUGCAUAGAGAGUGAUAAGCCUUGUCUGUCAGAAAACAUUUUUUUAAACUGUUUUUUCUUUGCCAUAUGAGACAUUCCAUCAGACAUGAGACAGAAUAAUGUGUGGACCUCCCUAGCAUUUGCUGUAAAAUUGCAAUGUACCGGCCACAUUAUAACACAACAUGUGUAUUCACCUGCAUUGUAAAAGAAAACAGUGCAUUGAAAAUGUAAGAAAUUGCUAUUAAAAAUGUGACUGAAUAAUAUUAAUAAGAUAUAAUCAUAGACUCAGGCAGCUAUGUAUAUAAAUUUAAGCCCAGGCUUGUCAAACGUAGUAUCACAAAGUUCACUUUUCUAAUGUUCAAGAUUAUAGUAGUACACAUAGUACACACAGCAAUAUGAUAGUAGCAUAAUCACAAUAGCAGAACAGCUUCCGCCAGGUUCUGUUCAGUGGUGCAGACGUCAUCAGCUGGACGAGGCAGCAGGAGGACGAGGUACACUUGAUUGAUGAGUCCAGGUUCGCACAAUGAUGGCAGAUAGCGAGUGACAAUGCUCUCCACUCGCAUGGUGACCCGACCUUGCAGCAGCAGUAGAUUCAGCUGCUCGAUUGACCACCGUGCUUACCAGACUUGGAUCCCAUCGAGUAGGUUGGCAACAUCCUGGGGCGUCAGCAGCUCACAAGCAGCAAACGUGGCCCAAGUGUUCCAGGUCUUGCAGCAGACCAUCUCCUAAGCAAUUCUAGUCACAUUUGUUAUUCUCCAUGAGAAAGAUACACUAAAUGAUUGGCACAAAUGGCGGCCACACACGAAUUUGGCUGUGUCAAAGUGCACUGACAGUUCCCAACUAAAGUGGGGUUGUAUGACUGCCCUUAUCUUGCAAUUGGUUUACAAAAGAAAUUAUGCUCACAUUUCAAUGUUAAAUGAUGGAAUUCAAAUACGUCACAACAGAAACAGUUACACUAGUUGGUUACACAAGUUUUCAAAUGCGGUAUUCACAGGAACACAAGUAAACGCUGACUGAAGUGCAAAUCAUGACGGAACUCUGUCGGCUCUGGUGCCGCUCACAAAGAAGUUUCUGGAUCGUUCCCAAGAUUACGAAGUGAAAACCUUUUUUUGUCCAGAACAGACCACUCUGGCAAAUUUAUUGUCACCCUUCUCACUUAACUACGUACUGGCCACAACUGCCCGUAGGUGGUCAAGCGUUUUCUUGCCUGCAUUUCGAAUACUUGUUUUCUACAAAAACAAGUCGCAAGUAGUAUGUUUAAAAAUACGUGGCUAUUCGGUAGCUACAUAUAAAAUAUAGUGAGCUAAGCAGAAUUACACAACAAAAUGUAAAAUGUUGGCAAUUGGUGGUAGUUUGCUGCAUUCACUGUUAGCCCAAGAAUAAUGAGAGAGUAAAUAUGUCCACAAGACAAAGUUUAGGACUUGAGGAGCGGAAUGCUUGGAAUUUAGGAGCGAACGGUUGUUUACUAAUGUGUGUUACUAAGGCGGAUGUCAGCAUUACGCAGGGAGUGUGGAGCUAAUGUCAAACUUUGUAAAGAUCAAUCAGUUCUACUGCCAAUAAGAAAGCCAUAAUUUUUAUGUCUCAUUUUUGAUUGCUGCGAAUAUACAAUAGAUUUCUAAUUCAGUUUUUUUUUCAACUGAGUGUUGUUCCUGUCACAUACAUUGAAAUAUACUUUUUCAUCCUUAUUUUAUUGACUGCUACCAGGAUCAGCAUUUAAAAGCUUAGCACGUUUUGUUAAUUUAUACUGGUGUUGCACUGUCAGUUGUAAAUGCUAAUGCUUCAGAUUAAUUAAAUUUGAGUUACCAUGAAUGAGAGAAAUACUUUUAUUUGCUUAUAGCUUACAUUGUAUGCUGCAUUUUAAGUGCAAGAUUUGUCACUUUUAUUGUGAACACCUCACACCAUGCCGUCCUUCUUGUGUGGAUGUACUGGUGGAUAGUGGGAGGGGGAAUGGCUUUGAUGCAGAAUGUUCUCAUCUUUUUAAUGCGAGACAUAUAAAUAUAUUGUAGCGCCUAAACUGCUGUUUGAUUAAACAUUUUAAAUGCUUUUUAACGA
Pomacea canaliculata is the source of this 3808-nucleotide messenger RNA. Its product is annotated as phospholipase D3-like. Gene Ontology annotation, molecular function: catalytic activity. The coding region runs from base 332 to 1777 and encodes 481 amino acids. Lineage: Eukaryota; Metazoa; Mollusca; Gastropoda; Architaenioglossa; Ampullariidae. The transcript has 10 exons. The record is from RefSeq and is a predicted model, not a curated record.